AUGGAUUCGAUCGAGCCAGAAGGUGUUGGGCAGCGUGAUCCCGAGGAAGAGUUAACGCUCAACACGCGUGUGGUGAACAAAAUCGGUGAGCGCAACGUUCGGUCCUGCAAUCUACCCCAAAAAUCGAUUCGUUUCGUCAAAGACUUGGUAACAACGCUGGUGGAAGAAAAAUGGCGUUACGCAUUGUUCGUGUUCGUGGCCAGUUACGUCGGCAGUUGGGUGGUGUUUGCCGGUCUGUGGUACAUUCUAUCGUACGCGCACGGUGAUCUGCUGGAGCAAAAUCCAGCCACGGGCGAGCGGAUGGGCGACGGUGUAAUGCCGUGCGUGCAAGGUGCAACAACCUUCCCCGGCUUCCUGCUCUUCAGCAUGGAAACACAAAUAUCGACCGGGUACGGUGAAAAGGUCCCAACCGAGGAGUGUCCCGAAUCGUUCGGAUUGCUCACGAUACAGCUGAUCGUCGGGCUGCUGAUCGACGGUGCGAUUCUUGGCGUGGUGUACGCCAAGCUGGUCCGUCCACCGCAGAAGAUAUCGGAGAUGAAGUUUAGCAGACGGGCGGUGAUCUGCCAGCGGGAUGGGCAGCUUUGCUUCGUUUUUCGCAUCUGCGAUCGUAAGUGGCAGCAUGCGAUCGAGACGAAGGUGACGGCCGUCAUGCUCGAAUCGAGACGCACGCUAGAGGGGGAGCUGGUCGAAAAGCACGAAUCGUAUCUGAAGCUUGAGAACGAUGGGCGGUUGGUGUUGCUGUGGCCAGUUACCGCUUGCCAUGUGAUCGAUCGCGACAGUCCGCUGUACGAUCUGUCGGCGGAGGAACUGCUCCGGCGAAAGUUGGAAAUUGUGAUAACGAUAACGGGCGGCACGAUGACGACGGGACAAAUUAAUCAGGCGCGCACCUCGUACGUACCGGGUGAGAUUUGCUGGGGCCACCGGUUCCGUAACAUGGUGGAGUACGAUUCACGCAAGCAGUCGUUUGUCGCGGUGAACGCGCGAAUGCACGAUAUAGAGCCGGUCGAUACGCCGCUGUGCAGUGCGCGUCAGUUGGACAUUUUGAGGAAACGAUUACAGCAGAAGGAUGUGACGGAAGAAAAGCAUCCGGAACCAUCGUAA
This is a messenger RNA of Anopheles stephensi (Asian malaria mosquito), 1101 nucleotides long. It is a transcript of the gene Irk3, whose product is annotated as ATP-sensitive inward rectifier potassium channel 8. The transcript has 2 exons. The record is from RefSeq and is a predicted model, not a curated record. Gene Ontology annotation, biological process: potassium ion import across plasma membrane; regulation of monoatomic ion transmembrane transport. Bases 1 to 1101 code for a protein of 366 amino acids. Gene Ontology annotation, molecular function: inward rectifier potassium channel activity. Gene Ontology annotation, cellular component: plasma membrane. NCBI's taxonomy places the organism in Eukaryota, Metazoa, Arthropoda, Insecta, Diptera, Culicidae.